Vicia faba (fava bean) is the source of this 543-nucleotide messenger RNA. NCBI's taxonomy places the organism in Eukaryota, Viridiplantae, Streptophyta, Magnoliopsida, Fabales, Fabaceae. The record is from the annotation of a GenBank genome assembly.
AUGCCUUUCGACCUCACACGAGAUGAUCCUUCUGUUGGUGUCAUCAUUCUCACUAGAAAGGGAACAUGUGCAUUUUGUAGUGGUGGUGACCAAGUGUUGAGGAAUGAAGAUGGUUAUUAUGACCAUGAAAAUAUCGGUCGCCUUAAUGUGUUAGAAUUUCAGGUGCAGAUUCGCCUCCUUCCGAAACCUGUGAUUGCAAUGUUUGCAGGAUAUGCGGUUGGAGGAGGACAUGUAUUGCAUAUGGUUUAUGAUCUAACCAUUGCAGCCGAUAACGCUGUCUUCGGCCAAACGGGUCCUAAGGUUGGGAGUUUCGAUGCAGGUUACGGAAGUUCUAUCAUGUCGCAUUUGAUAGGUCCGGAAAAAGCGCGUGAAAUGUGGUUUUUCGCAAGGUUUCAUUCUGCUGUUGAAGCAGAGAAAAUGGGCCUUAUCAACACUAUUGUACCAGGAGAUGAUUUAGAGAAAGAAAUAAUCAAAUGGUGUAGGGAGAUACUCAGAAACAGCCAAACUACUUUUGGACGCCCAAAUUUUUCAAAGUUUAAUUGA